GUGAACAACAAAUAAAGCCCAUUCAGUUUGCCUAAGAAAGAUAAAUCGUGGAGUAUUUUAUAAUCCGGAGCAUCCAUCCGAGAUUGAAGAGAGAAGCGUAAACGGGUUCAAGCAAUCGCCGGAAAAACAUGACUUCGUCGGAGAUUGCAGAUGCCGGGAGGUUCUCCGGCCAGAGGUCCAAUUUCUCCAACACGUGCAACCGCCUGAGCCAGUACAUAAAGGAGAACCGCUCGUUUGGCGAUCUCAGCCUUAGCCUCACCCGCAAUUGUAUCCCUUCCGGAAAUUCGAGACAGACAAUGGAUCUGUUGCCGAUGAUUGAGAAAUCCGGUCAGAAACCCAUGAAUUUGUUUCCUAACGCAGAAGAGGCAACCAGGAUUUCCGAUUUAAGCGGGAUGGCAAAGGGGGAUGGCCAGAAAAAGGCACAGAUGACAAUUUUCUAUGGUGGGCAAGUGGUUGUGUUCAAUGACUUCCCAGCGGACAAGGCUAAGGAAAUCAUGCUUCUGGCCAGUAAUAGCAUGCCGUCUCCUUUUCCUCCUCCUAGACAGCUGCCUUCGCCUUCACCGGUUUCUAUGGCUGUCCGACCUCCUUGUUUUGUCAACCAGAGACCUCCUCAGACUCCUAUUGUUACUGCAGAUUUGCCUUUAUCAAGGAGGGCAUCACUUAGCAGGUUCUUGGAGAAGAGAAAGGAUAGAAUUGUGUCUUUGGGCCCAUAUCCAAUGAGCAAUCUGAAGUACAAUGGAGUAGCAGCUUCAUCUUCAUCUUCUAAGGGGGUUAUAGAGAGCAAGGGAUGGUUGGGAUUGGGUCCUCAUCUUCCUGUGAAAACAGAGCAAUGAUUAAUUUGAUUGAUUACAAUUGUAGUAUUAAAAAUUAUUAAAUAUCAGUAGAUGAUUAGUGUGAUCUGCUCUGUACGGUUUGUACUUUGUAGCAUCCUUAAAUUUUCUUAGCUUCCUUAACUUUGUGUUUAUCUAAGGUAAUUAAUUUCGGCUUCCAAGCGUCCAAAUGUUUAGAUCUGGUUUUAUUAAUUAGUUCUGCUCCCAUUAUAUCAACUAUAAUUCAUGUAAUUAGAUGCUUAACUCUUUCCUAAUUUUGCAGAAGUAUAGCUAGUCAUUCCAAAUUAUCCCAUUAUUUUCAACAGUGAUGGGUUAUUAUUGUUAUGAUAAAUACCCUCGGUGUCA
Molecule: messenger RNA, 1175 nt
Organism: Cuscuta epithymum
Lineage: Eukaryota; Viridiplantae; Streptophyta; Magnoliopsida; Solanales; Convolvulaceae
Source: the annotation of a GenBank genome assembly